This is a messenger RNA of Pochonia chlamydosporia 170, 615 nucleotides long. RefSeq names its product GLEYA domain-containing protein. The record is from RefSeq and is a predicted model, not a curated record. The transcript has a single exon. NCBI's taxonomy places the organism in Eukaryota, Fungi, Ascomycota, Sordariomycetes, Hypocreales, Clavicipitaceae. The coding region runs from base 1 to 615 and encodes 204 amino acids.
AUGACGCCAAUUUAUCUCACAAUCAUUGCCUUCUUGGCCCUGAUUAACUUGAGCGACGCUACCGCAUGCUGUGCUCACCCGAGAUGCGGGGAACCGGGGUUCAAGUUUGCUCAAUACAACAAUCCCUUCCUCAGCGACCACAGCCCUACGUACGACAAGUUGAACUUGACCUACUUCUCAACUCAGCAGCCUAUUCGUGCCGGUAUUUCAAGCGCGGCCAAUAACCAGCAAGUGACAGGCGAUAAGGUCGGCAACUGGCUCUUGAAUUACCGUGCCUUCCUGUAUACCUGCCAUUCGGGAAAUUACACCUUUGCCUCCCCGGCAGCCGAUGAUGUAACCCUGGUGUGGCUAGGCAAAGAAAAUGUGGACAAGGCGACCCAAGAAGCUGCAAGUCUUCGCCAGUACUUCUACGGAGAUAACUCACCAAAGACAGUCCACAAAGAACUUGAGGCAGGCGUGUACUACCCUAUUCGUAUUGUGUCGGCUAACGGGGGUGGGCCUAUGGUGCACGGGAUUACUAUCUUGGACCCGAAGGGCCGAAAGGUGGACGGUGCCACUAGCCAUGGAUCAAGCUUCCUACUUACGGAAGCAUGCGGCAAAAAAAUAGGAAACUAA